Messenger RNA from Zasmidium cellare ATCC 36951, 417 nucleotides. RefSeq lists its product as uncharacterized. The transcript has a single exon. NCBI's taxonomy places the organism in Eukaryota, Fungi, Ascomycota, Dothideomycetes, Mycosphaerellales, Mycosphaerellaceae. The coding region runs from base 1 to 417 and encodes 138 amino acids. The record is from RefSeq and is a predicted model, not a curated record.
AUGCCCCACCCCUCCCUCCCCACCACCACAAUCCACUACACCACCCAACCCUCCCCCCUCCUGCGCCUUCUCCCCGCCGAAAUCCGCGAACUCAUCUUCCAGCACGCCUACGCGGACGUCAUGCCGACCCAGACCGAAAUCCCCAUCUCCCGCAUCCACGAAUUCUUGCCCUCCCCGGCGCUGCUGUACACGUGCAAGCAGAUCUACGCGGAGGCGAGGUGGUGUUAUUUGAUGGCAAGGUGGAGGUUUGGGAGGGAGAAGUGGAUUUUGGUGGGGGAGGAGAGGACGUUGGGGAGGGGGGAGGUGGGCGGUGAAGAGUUGCUGCAGGGCGAGGGGCGGGGUGAUGGGGAUGGAGUGGAUAGAAGGGGGAGGUUGGUGAAGACGGAGAUGGCGGAUGGGAGGACGGGGAGGUGGUGA